Oreochromis niloticus (Nile tilapia) is the source of this 9485-nucleotide messenger RNA. RefSeq names its product ventricular zone expressed PH domain-containing 1 (gene veph1). Lineage: Eukaryota; Metazoa; Chordata; Actinopteri; Cichliformes; Cichlidae. The record is from RefSeq and is a predicted model, not a curated record. Bases 622 to 3093 code for a protein of 823 amino acids. Gene Ontology annotation, biological process: regulation of signal transduction. Gene Ontology annotation, cellular component: plasma membrane. Gene Ontology annotation, molecular function: phosphatidylinositol-5-phosphate binding. The transcript has 15 exons.
AGAUGGCGCGCUUUCCCACGGUGACCGAGGAGGACGACAGUGAGGGUUGCUCUGUGAGAGGACCUGGAUCUGCGCAGGGCUUUUUUAUUUGUGUUGCUAUGUGAGGCUUUGGAGCGCGGGUUGAAGAUACUGAGCGAGGAUCCACAUUCAGCGUCCGCGCGCUGUCGACGUGCUGCGUGGAGCAGGACUCAGCUGCAGAAGGACUGCCUUCUUCAGAAUAUGCCCUGUCUCCAUGGUAACAGGCCUCAGGCAGACCCAGAAAAAUGUUGGCCCAAGCUCGUCAACCUUACCUGAUGCUGGACUAGGCUGGAGAGGAUUUUAACAAAAAUUAUAAAACUAACAAGUCCUAAUAUGAUGCAUCCGAUAUUUCUUUGUGUAUAAAAGUGUGUGCCUGAAAAUCUUCAUAUAUUUCAGCUUUAUUACAUUUUAGAAAGACUUACUUUCCCGCAUCCCUGGCAGAAAAGAGUCUUCUAUUUAAAUAUCUUUCUAAAACCAGGAGAUGAAGAAAAAGAUUGCUAUGGUAUUCAAGACAUUAUGUCAGGGACUCUUUCUCAGUUAAGUGAUCUUAAACUGUGCGGAGGCGGUCCCAGGCUCGUCUCAAGGUCCUAAACCAGGACAAGGAUGCACCAGCUGUUUAGCCAAGUGCUCGGCCAGAGGGAUCUGUCCAGAGCAGGUGAUCUGUUCUCUCUGGAGGACGCAGACAUUGAAGACUGUCUGUCUCAAGCUCUGGACCAGAUUAAGGCAAUCUCCUGCUCACCGGACUAUUUGACCAAUGACAAUGACCAGGCAGUGGUAGAGAUUUGCAUAACGCGCAUCACCACAGCCAUAAGGGAGACGGGCUCCAUCGAGCGACACAGCACGGCGCUGGUGGGACUGUGGGAGUCCUGUCUGGAGCAUAACCUCACCCCGCAAGGUGAAAACACAGAGGACACUCCGCAUGCUAAGAUAGCCUCUGACAUCACCAGCUGUAUCCUGCAGAACUACAGUUGUCCUUCGGUCAUGGUGCUGGCUGUCCCGGUGGCCGUGCGGUUCCUGCAGAGGGGCAACAGGGAGCUGAGCAGGAACAUGUCCAGUUACCUCUCUCUGGCCGCUAUAGCCAAAGCCGAUCUGCUGGCUGAACACACAGAGGCCAUAACAGUCAGUGUGCUGGGAGGUAACCACAUGCUGUUGAGAGUUCUGCCCUCAGUCUACCCCAAACAACCAGACACCAUUCACCACCACCUAGGCAACCUCACGGCCAUGAUGCCACAGCUGGAAUCCACCGAGCAACAACACCUGAUCAGGCUUAUUCAAAUGGUUGCCGAGCAACAUCCACUUAUGUUGAGCCCUCAGGUUCCCACAUUGGUCGGUUACCUAGGGAACCAGUCUCUCACCGAGGCUCUUUUGGGAGCACUUGUCGAUGUGUCUCAAGCAAGUCCUUCCUCGCUGGUCAGCUUUCUGCCAGCCCUCAGGAUAUUGGGACAGCAGUUUCCUGCUUUUCUGGCUCAUGUGGCCAAAAUCCACGGUGCUGUGGGCAUCAUCAGCGAGACUCAUGCUCACAGCUCGUUGGUCUACCUGGUGUCCCUUCUGGGCGGCAUGGAGCACAGCUUUCACCACACCCUUCUGCUGGAGAUCAGAGCGCUGACCGACCGUUACCCAUCUUUGCUGGGCGGCUGCGGUAAAGACAUCUACAGGAUGAGCAACUCUUUCACUGCUAUAGCCAGGCUUCUGGGAAGACGACUGGAGAAAUCAACGGCACACUGCAGCGUGGAUGAGGCGUUCCAAUCAGAUGGAGGAGGAGGAGCACCAGAGCAGCAGCUGCAGGUGAAGAUCCAGGCCUUUGAGGAGAAACUGGGAGACACAGUGGAAGACGAGGAGGAGGAGGCGGCUGGGGAGGACUCUCCCGCCCCGCAGCGACGCUACAGCCUAAGCCAAACAGUCAGGGAGGAGAGGCGUGAGAUGAGAUUCAACAGGUCAAAGAGCCUGGCUCUCCAUGCCGUGCGUUCUCGGUCCAUCAACUCAGACGAAGGGGAGGACGGUGAAGGGGUGGAGCUCAGCACAGAUAGCGCCUUUUCCAACACUUUGCCUAAUCAGCAUUCAGAAAACCACGAAGUCUCACCUGCUGAGAGGAAAUUGACAGAUGGCUCUCUGGUCGGCGUCACUCCGCUAGACAGAGCGGCCAAAGAGGCGGAGAAAAGUCAAAGCGGAGAGAAGGAUGGACAGAAAGGAGAGCGGACGGAGGCUGACAGACUCUUCAUCCAUUUAAGAGACAAUAUGGAGAUGAUCGGAGAGUUCUGUAAAGUAAUGGUGCAGCAGAUCCCCGUCCCAGAGCAGUGUGUGAUAGAAGAUUCCAGUCGAGGUUGUGUGGCCAAGCUUUCGUUCUCCUGUCCUUUGAAGGGACACUACUGUCUGUACGCCAAAUCCUGCUUCAACCUGACCAGCCGACAGCCGCAUCUAUGGAUUCACAUCAUGUUGUUACAUUUACAGAGUAAGUCCAGCGUACCUCUCAGCACCAGGGACGAGUGUGUCCAAAAACUGGGUUCUCUUUGGGAAAAGACGCAGCUGAAAGGAGCUCACAGCUUUUCUAUGGCCAUGACACAGCAGACUACCCCACACAAGAAGGACCUGGACAACCUUCAGAUCCAGCUAGAAGAGGUGCGCUUCUUUGACUUGUUUGGAUACAGUGAGGAGGAAGGAGGCUGGCUCUGCUUCAUGUGUAACAACCCUGAGAAAGCUACAGUCGUAAACCAAGAGGGACAGCCUUUGAUCGAGGGGAAGCUGAAAGAGAAGCAGGUUCGCUGGAAGUUCAUUAAGCGCUGGAAAACCCGCUACUUCACCUUGGCGGGAAAUCAGCUCCUUUUCCGGAGAGGCAAAUCGAAAGAUGAGCUGGAUGACAUCCCGAUUGAGCUGAGCAAGGUGCAAAGCGUCAAGGUGGUAGCCAAGAAGCGUCGGGACCGGGGUCUGCCGCGCGCCUUCGAGAUCUUCACCGACAGUAAAACGUACGUGCUGAAGGCUCAGGAUGAGAAACACGCUGAAGAGUGGCUGCAGUGCAUCAACGUGGCUGUGGCUCAGGCCAAAGAGAGGGAGAACAGAGAGACCACCACCUACCUGUGAGAGCAGCACCGACCGAGACGCCGGCAGGGACGUGAAGUCGCAGCCAAACAUACGCUGACUUCCACAUGUAGGAUAUUUGUUUCUUAUAAGCAUUCAUUUACAAGACAGGGGGAUAAAAAAGACCACAGCAGGUGACUCUGAGAAGAAAAACUAAACGCACUGCCAGUAACUUGUCAGUAGCACCACCAGCUCUGUCUUCAGUCGCAGUAAUGAUGGAGCGCAAAUAAGAAAAAGGAUUUUUAAACAUUAAACCAGCAAUAAAAAACUAAUGAAGGAUGGUUACGUAUUGAAAACACGACUCCCUGUAUUUACCGUUACAUUAAACCAACCUGCCCGUGUGCCAUCUUCUCGACGCGUAGGCCGCCAUCAGCGAAAGCAAAUGUUUGUUUUACGUGUGCAGAUGUCACCUGACUUUUCAGCUUUGCUUCUACAAGCAAACGAAGCCGGCAUCAGUGGGAAGUUGGGAUUUCUCCGUUUAAUGACGCAUUUAGAGUCCAGAGUAGUAUUCAACAAUAAAGACUUCAUCAAAGCAAAGACCUCAUAAGAAGUUGUAGCAAUAAUGAGACUGAACAGUUCCUCUGGAAAGCAGGAAGGAUGGAAAACGAGCCUAAUGGAGAGCAGAUGGGGAGCGCAUUGGAUACUGGAAUAUUGUGUGUGUGUGUGUGUGUGUGUGUGUGUGUGAAAGAGAGAGUGAGUGAUCUUAAAGCAAUAGUUCAGCACUUUGGGAUAUAUGCAGUCACCUUCCUGCCAAGAACUGGAAGAGAUGAUUCAGGCUGCUUUCGUGUAGCUGUGUGAGUCAAGUGAAAUGAAGCUAAAGCUUAGUGUAAAGACUGGAUUUUGAAUUGGACUAGUCUGGCUAUGACUAACUCCUGGUAAGGGGGUGGCGGCCGGGGACAGCAUAUUUCCUCAAAUGUCAAACAGGGCCAAUAAUAAGAUAUGUUUAACUCAUUUUGUGUCAUGUAUCCUGCUGUAUUCUGUAUUUUUCAUCACUAACCGGGGUUUUUCCUAGUUUAAACAGGCCUCUAGGGGGACUGGUUGAGUCUUUUGUUUAAGAGUCUUUUGUUCCUUUACUAAACAGAAGUCUGUUAGUUUUGUUAAACAAAAAUGUAUUUUUUGCCAGGAACACAAACCCGACUUAAAUCUGUGACGCUGUUUUUCUUUUCUGCCCUUGUACCAAAGUGGCUUAUGAGGCAAGUCCCUUAAGACCCCACGCAGGGGUCACUUUCUGUUCUUUUGCAAUCAUGGUAACUGAACCAACGGCGCUAUUUCAGGCUUUUUCAAACGAGAGAGGUCUGCAGCAAUCCACUCCAGUGUUUUACCAGGAGCAGCGUCAGCACAGCUGUUGCCUAAUAGUGAAGUUUGGAUCACAGGUUUCUAAGAAAUCACUGAAGCAAAUGAGUGGUUUCCUUGUGGAUUUAGAAAGGUUGCCAGUUCAGUCCCACUGAUUUUCGAUGACUCUGCGAGAGGGAGAGUGGAGGUGAGCUGGCUUUAGAACAGGCCUGUUCCUCGGGUUUGGGUUUAAAAGCUUGUGUGAUUUUAUUAUUUUAUUUUUGGGGGAAAUGUCUCAUUAGAUUUUUAUUUUUCUCCCUGAAAAUUGAGACGGAUGGAUGAAGAAAGAGUGAAGAUCUGAGUGUUUAAAUUGGCUCGUACUGAUAGUGUGCACCACCUUUAUUCACGCUCGACUGUGGCCACUCAGUUAUUCUGUCAGAUUUCUUUUCUACCCACAGGUGAACGCUGCUUUAGCACUUUUUUAAGUUAUAUGUAACAUUAAAGCUGCUAAAGGUGGUCUUAAUUUGAACUCGUUUGACAGACGAGCUCUCUCUCGUCGGUCCUUCGGCUAAAAUCCUGUCAGCUGUGUAAAUGCAGCCAUAACACAGCCUUUCCCACCAGGUCAGGUUACCCCUGUUUGUACUUUUAGCUGUCCCUGUUACCCCCACCACCACCACCACACACACACACAGCACAGCUGACCUGCAUCUGCUUACAAAUCAGAUUAUUUACAUCAUGUCUCUCCCUCACAUUUUUAUUCCUUCCUCCCUUCCUUAUGACCUACUUACACACAUGACUUUGGGCCCUAAAGCCAGCGGGGUAUUCCCCCAUGACUGCACUUAAGAUUUUAUAAAAAUGAAUAUUUAUAUUCAUAGGGGUACGGCAGCAUCUCAAGAAACUGUGGACAGAAAGGAAUUGCAUAUUCUUGGUCCUAGAUGAAUGAAACCUACUGAUUCUGAUUGCUGACAAUCAGGAUGGAUACAUCCUACCAUCUUUUUUUCUGACCACUAUCUUCACAUUUAAUCACUAAUAAUUAUUAAACUCUGGCUUUCACACCGAUAGUUUGCCUUUUUGUCCCAUCUCCCACCAAUCACCCCCAACCAGUAGCAGCAGAUGCCUGGCCUUCCUUGAGCCUGGUCUUCCUGUUAAAAGGGGUUUUUUCCUUCCCACUGUCGCCAAGAGCUUGCUCAAUAGGGGGUUGUCUGAUUGUUGGGGUUUUCUCUCUAUUAUUGUGGAGUUGCUUUAUACCUUACAGUAUAAAGUGUCUUGAGGCGGCUGUUGCUGUGAUUUGGUGCUAUAUAAAAGGUUUUCCUGAUACUUAUUGACACUUUUUUGUCCUAAAAGCAAACAGACCACAUUUGAGACAAAGUGUUAUGCUAUUAGAUAUUAUUAUAUUCAGCACCUCUGCUGACCUGCUGUAUUGUAAAGGUUUCAUAAAGCUGUUGCUCUUUUUAGUUGAACAGUGUUGAUUUGUGAGUGUUUAAAGUGAAUGUGUUAUAACAUGAAUGCCAGAGUUGUGUUAAAGUAGCGAUAUGAGCUCUCAGUGCUGCCAUGGUGGCUUAGUUUCCAAAUCUCUGGGGCCAGUUAUUCAUUCUUUCAUUCAUUCUAUCUAUCUAUCUAUCUAUCUAUCUGUCUAUCUAUCUAUCUAUCUAUCUAUAAAGCACAGUGAGAUUAUGUGUACACAGUUAGAAGCAGGAUGGAAUCUGCUGUAGAUUUUAACAAUCACACAAACUGUGAAGAUGAUUAUAAGUAUUCCAGUGAAUGUAUAAAAACAUUAGCAUUAAUAUCAGCCCCGUGUGGCGAAUCAUAGAUGUUUGUUGUUGUUUUUUCUUGCUUUUAACCUUUAGCAUGUUGUUCGAUUGCAUUUGAUUUUUUUAUAUAAUGCCAGUAUUUAUUUUUACAGGCGUUUAACACUUUUAUCGUGUCUGGAAAGACGACUGAAACUACAAAUGCCAGAUUUUACUGUCUCCCGAUCUUCCUCUUCUCGUGUUUUAUAUUACUCUGAAUUAACACUGCAAACAAAUGAAUGCUGUAUUUUAUUUGAAAAUUCAAGAGUUAUUGUUGUGAUUGUCAUAUUUUGCCUGCUGCACCUUCUGCAUGCCUGCCUAUCAGACAGAGCGCUGUAAUAAAUCUUUACAAUAACUGAACGCCGUGAUUGUCGCUGAAUUUUUGUUUGUUUGUUUGUUUUUUGCUCUUCAGUCAGGAAAGAAGUUAAAGGUUUCCUUCACAGAAACACUGUCCAAACUCCUGGAUGUCAUUACUUUAUCAGUGUAAAUUACAUUUGGGCUCUCACUUUAAAGAUGCUGUAAGUUUAAUAAGACCCUCAGUACGUGCCAAGAAAGAAACACGUGGGGAGAAAAUAGGAUAAUUACCAGAGUUAUUCCAUAAUCUUCAUUCCUCGAGACACAUUUCUCAUGCAGGAACCAAACUGGACCACCUCAAUCGCGAGCUUUGGAGAUGACUCAGUGUGAAGCGUUAGGGAGCACUUGGCAGUGUGGCUGUAGGAUCUGACACAGCACAGAGCAUGUCAGAGCUGGUAGCAGUUACACGUAAUAAUCAGAUUCAGAUCAAGCUCAGUUAAGCUGCAACAAAUCAUUUCUGACAGCUGGACGUUUUGAGUGAGCCGGGCUCAGCUUGUGAUGCACUCUUCCAGUUGUUUAUUCGUACUAUAACCACAUAAGUAACCACAGUGACUACUGAUCUGAAGCCUCUUUGCUUGGAGUACAGCGUGUUACAGGACUAUCUGUGAAUCACAGAGAAUAUCAUGUCAGUCCUGUAAGUGACCUCCAACACAUUAUCUCGGUUCAUAGAGAUUUUUCUGCAGGGAUGGUGGAAAAAUACUGUGCCUUUCUCACCAUCCGUCUCCAUGGAGCACCACUAACGUCCAUCAUCAGGAAUUCUGACAUACUCAGUAGUCUCCAUCAGCUAUCGCUUCAACGAAUACCUGCACAGGUUUUACAAAUCACCAUAAUGUGAUUGAUAACACAUGCAGGGAGCUCCUGUCCUAGCAGGAAAAAAUGUAUUUAAAACCAUUAAUGGUGACUGCAUACCACCUGCUGACUCUCUACAAUGACCCAUCAUUAAUCCUGCUUAAAAACAGACCCUAAAUAUUUUUAUUUUACUCGCACUUUCUUUACAAGAGCAGCAGAUUCACUGCUUAGUUCCUCUGGUGGUCCUAUUGAAGUCAAAGUAUCUCAAAACCUAAAUGUGAUUAUCAAUAUGCUCGAUGCUGCGCGGUUUAUAAAAUCAAUCUUUUGUUUUCUGAGGGGGUCUGUGGUUUCUCAUGCAUGUAAUCACUUACUGUGUGACUGUAACAUGAUGAAGUGCUUAAUCACACAGAGGGGAAGAUGGACCAGCGAUCUGAGUGAUGACACAGAGGAAGACAACGGCAAAACCGAUGUGGGCAGCUGCUGCAGCCUCUAAGAGCGGUUUCAGACAGAAAAGCCAAAGCACUGCUACUCAGUAGGUGUUCUGCUAUUGUUUGUAACUUCAAUGUGGAUUUCAACAGUAUAUGAAAUAGUCCACUCACUUUUUUCGCAUGCAUUAUUUAAAGUUUGUUUAAACUUUGCUGGGUCAUGGCAACUAUGGCAAACAUACGUAGCAAAAUCUUCUGGAAUCCUUUUUAGUUUGAAGUAUCAGCUGUGGCAACAAUUAAACUCGUUUGGCCUUCUUACAUUAAAUCUCUUAAUCAGUGUUUUAGAAUAUUUAAAUGACGACACAUGGAAAGCUGUAUAACACUGAAACUUAAGGCCUACAGCACCCCCUGGCUGCCAUAAAUGUCACUUUUCCUCCCAGUUUCUUAUUUUGUAACCUUCAUUUGUACAGUGCCUUCAACUCAAAACAGCAGGAUUAAACAGUUUGCAUUGGAUGUAUUUCCAACUGUUUGAGUUCAUGCAUUUAGGAUCAUAGCUUCAGUUCAGUCCUCCGAUCAGCUGGGACUUCGCUAUGUCUCCACUUAAGGCAACAACUGCUCCUGCCACUACAACCAAUAUUUCUUUGUUUUGUUUUUUUACACCAGGCACAAAUUCAAUAAAAGAGUGUACAGUUCAGUGGCAUAGCUCAUUUAUUACUGAAUAAAAAUUGGACAUGAACACGUGCAGACUAAAAACCAGUGUAACAAAACGGACAACCCUAAAAUCUUUUUGCAGUAAGUCUGCAUUCCCUGCUGGGAGGUCAAAAAAAAAAAAAGAAAAAGAAAAAGAAAAAAGAUAAAGUCAAAUAGACAGUAUUCUUUUGAAACUGUACAAAAUACAGCAUCAGCAACAUAUCUGUUCAAUAAAAAAGAAAACAAAGACUGUGCAAACAUUUUGAUCUUUCCUGAAUGUUUAUUUUACAUUUAUUCUUCAGUACGUCCACUGAGCCAUUUGCUUUUAUAAAUCAAAGCAUUUACAUUGUCAGUGGUCAUCAAUCCAUCUUUACACUGUAAAUAAGUCUUCCCCCCCCAAAUGUCCAUAACAUUAUAUGUAAAACUAAAAAAAGAGGGGGGAAAAGAAAAAGAGGGGGGCUGGGUUGGGUAGGCUAGAUGGUUUGUCAGGAUAUAUGUUUGGGUCUGGAGCUGAUGUCACACUAUAACCUUGCCUUUGCCAGUCUGGGCAGAUGUUUAAAGGUAAUCGUAGAGCACCUCAUGGUGGUGGUGACAACUGCAGUCUGCAUGUAGAUGCAAAACCAUCAACCACCCAAGAUAAAUGUCAGCUACAGAUCUGCUGCUCUGUAUGAGACUCAAAGCAACCCGAUUCCAUCAAAGACAUUUGUACAUGAGACACGUGGUGACUUAUCUGGCUCCACUGUUUCCACUGAGAUGAAUCAUAAUUCUGGCAGAUGUUUUGCGACUUCAACAAAAUUAGAAAAAUUAAAAUCAACUUGUGUACGCUGAUGGUCUGAUGCCGGGUGUGUAUGAGAAAUCCAGCAAAUUCAGUAGGAAUGACACCUGCUGGUAAUACAAAACAGCAAAUCCAAUUAAACGUGUUUUCAGUCACGGCAGCUUCGACAAGGUUUUUGAAAAUUUUUGGUCUUCAAUAAAGCAAGGUACAAAAAUCUCUUCUGUUACGUGGAUGUUUGGUUAACUUCUGUUUUACCUUCUGCACAAAUAUUUAAUUUAAACAAUGUUCAGAGGGUGUGUCUAA